Megachile rotundata (alfalfa leafcutting bee) is the source of this 970-nucleotide messenger RNA. RefSeq names its product Yip1 domain-containing 1 (gene Yip1d1). Gene Ontology annotation, biological process: endoplasmic reticulum to Golgi vesicle-mediated transport; vesicle fusion with Golgi apparatus. NCBI's taxonomy places the organism in Eukaryota, Metazoa, Arthropoda, Insecta, Hymenoptera, Megachilidae. The record is from RefSeq and is a predicted model, not a curated record. Gene Ontology annotation, cellular component: trans-Golgi network.
CGCUAUGCGGCCUCUGUAAGAAUAAUAGUGUUGUCAAUUAAUGUUAUACCUUGUCAUCAAGCAUAAGGACCAUACCGUUCAAAUUGUGGAAAUACUGCCGUCUCAAAAAUGUCGGAAUACAGAAAUCAGCAAAAUUAUUGGGCGCAAGCACCGCCUGCACCCAACUACAAUUUUGAUACCUCCGGUUUUGGGCAACCUAACCAACAAUUUGAAUUUCAAACCUAUAGUGACCAACAAUCUGUAAAUUAUUCUUAUAAUCAAAAGAGCUUUCUCAAUCCAAAUGAAAGUGUGUAUGCAGGUGAUAUGUUCAGUCAGGAUAAUUUUCCAAAAGGCCCAGUUGGAUUUGAUACGGAAGAGGAACCACCACUGCUAGAAGAAUUAGGCAUAAAUCCUGAUAGGAUAUUGCGCAAAACGUUAGCUGUAUUAAAUCCGUUUCAUAGUGGUGGACAGAUCGACGAUGCAAGUUAUUUACUUCAAGAUUCUGAUUUAGCAGGACCAGUGGCAAAUUGUUUACUUCUUGCUGCGUGUCUUUUGUUAGCGGGUUCAAAAGCACAUUUCGGUUAUGUUUAUGGUUUAGCUAUGACAUCGUGUAUGUUAAUGUAUAUUCUUCUUUCACUGAUGACCAGUACCAGUAAUAUCACUCUGUCUUCUGUAGCAUCUGUAUUAGGUUAUUGUUUAUUACCUGUAGUAGCACUUGCAGGAUUUAAUGUCUUUUCGUCUUUGCAAGGAGUAGGCGGUCUAGUUCUGGCUGUUCUUGCAGUUACGUGGGCAACACUUUCUGCAUCUAGAUUGUUUUGUACUAUGUCUGGAGAAAAGAAUCAACGUCUUCUUAUUGCAUAUCCUUGUAUUCUUCUUUAUGGUGUUUUCACUUUAUUAGUAAUAUUCUAAAAAGGUUAGUUUCAUUGAAGUACUGUUCAUACAAAAACUUAAAUUUUAUAUCCAUUUCAAAACAGUUUGUGUUUUAAACAUU